Molecule: messenger RNA, 2348 nt
Organism: Hypoxylon trugodes
Lineage: Eukaryota; Fungi; Ascomycota; Sordariomycetes; Xylariales; Hypoxylaceae
Product: fungal-specific transcription factor domain-containing protein
Exons: 1
Coding region: 1-1950 (649 amino acids)
Biological process (GO): positive regulation of transcription by RNA polymerase II; DNA-templated transcription
Molecular function (GO): zinc ion binding; DNA-binding transcription factor activity, RNA polymerase II-specific; sequence-specific DNA binding
Source: RefSeq, a predicted model, not a curated record
AUGGAGGUGGUCAGAGAAGAUAACUCAGACGACGAUCGGCAAGAUGCCGAUGGGGAAUCCGUCUCUCAAAUCAUGGAGCCCGAAGACCAUUCCUCUUUGGAAAGGCGCCGUCGGAUCAUGAAGCGAGGGGCAGCUGCUUGUAGUCGCUGUAGAAAGCGGAAACAGAAGUGCGACGGAAGACUUCCGACUUGCUCCCCUUGCUCGACAGCGGGGGCCGUUUGCGUCCCAUCUGAGCGCUUCUUGCGUCGGAACCCGAGUUGCAACUGCGCCGAGUUAAGAGAACAAGUGAAUGCUCUCAACAAUCAAGUGGCAGAGUUGACUUCACGUCUUGCUGAGAAGAGAUCUCAUGCACAGACUAAUCUUGACGGAUAUAACCCACCAUCGCCGACAAUCUCGCAAUCAGUAGAUCGAGAUGAAACCGUGGAGAAGUCUUGUACGGUGCGUAUAUUACGCCCUACAUUCCCUCGGAAAACCUCCGAAAAUGGCUUCUUGAGUAGCCCUUGGCAUCUCUGGGGAAAUAUUGACGACCGUACACUCACCGAUCAUUCUAUACACGGAAUAUCUUGGAAUUCGAGCCAGGCAGUCUGGCCACAGCUGAUCGACGUUUUCUUUUCUCGUCGUUGGCCUCAACUUCCAGUUAUUCAUAAGCCUACAUUCCUUCAAAAACACUUCAUCCCAUUCUCCGAAAAUCGAUCGGAUUGUUCGCCUUCUUCCUUUCAGGUCAACAUAGUCCUUGCUAUUGCUGCAGCGGAGAAGACGGUAUUAGAUGAUGAUAGCGUACUUUCGCAUCACGAUUAUUUCAAAAUAGCGACCCAAAGUUUAGAAGCUGUAUUCGCCGCAGAUGAUAUCGACUGUGUCCAAUCAUUGCUGCUCCUCGCCAUGUACGGGAGUCAUGAGCCGCAGUAUGUGGAUAUGUGGUACACUGUUGGCUUGGCUCUUCGAUUAGCCGUUGGUAUUGACUUACACCGACAAGAAGCCAUUGAAGGCUGUAACGUCCUGGAGGCUGAAAUGCGCAAGAGGUUAUGGUGGAGUGUCUAUGUCAUGGAUCGAAGUAUGUCCGUUGCCUUAGGUCGACCCCUAGGGAUUCAAGAUUCCGACAUUACGAUGCCGCUUCCUGAGUCCCUCACCGAUGACCAGCUUUCCAAUCUUGAAUUACCAAUCGUGCCAAACCUCAUUCCAUCUACUAGUGAUACCUCAACAUUCAUCCAUAUUAUCAAACUGCGACGCAUAUAUACGGAUGCAUAUAAGGUCUUCCAUUCGGUAGGACAGACCAAUAUAGGGGGAGAAGAUGACUUGGGGAUAAUCCGUCACCAGCACCUCCUGCGGUUCAAUGAUUGGCUAGUAGGAGCACCUCGUUACUUCAACCAACAGUGUAUGUUCCAGACGCCCGAGUGGUUCCAGAUCGCUUACCACCAAGCGGUCAUUACUUUGCACCGCCCAUCACGGGCAACAACGGUCAACACAAUCGACGAAAUUCGUUUGUGUAUCGACUCUUCUAUCAGCUUAAUCAGCUGCUAUAGUGCCUUGUACGCUCGAAACAAGAUAACGUACACCUUCGUAGCUCUGAAUUCACUUUUCAUGGCAGCGGUGACGAUGCUUCACGCAUUACGAGCCAGUCGAGUCAUCCGUCAGGAACUUACUAAACCGGUAGCUGAAUCCAACAUUCUUCUUUGCACUAAAUUGCUUCGCGACAUGUCAAACGGGAGGACUGUUGGCAACAGUAGUGCUCAGAUAAUCGAGCGUCUCGGUAAAGCAAUUUUGGACAUAUUCGAUAAUGAUCCGGCAGUAGACCAAGAGAUCGAUACUGAAUUCCUUCUAUGGUUCGGCCUCAAGUCUCAACACCCCCCACAACAGGGGCAGCCAACACCAAGCGUGGAUUUAGCCUGGAACGAGUUGCUGGCUAAGGGAUUUGACAUGAAUGGAGGCAUGUGGACCGACCUAUUCCUAUGAAAUGGAAGCUAUAAGAUACGUCAAUCGUAUCUAUACCUAGAGACAUCUAGAAUCACGGACAUUGGGUUGGGAUACCCGUAGCGUCGGAAUCUGGGGCGUUAAUUCCUAAUGAGUUUGCCUCAUGGUUAUGGGAUAGGACACUCUUUCAUACUGUUAAUUGUUAGGAUUUCCCUUCAACUUUGUUUAAAGGACGAGGAAAGAGUGUGUUUGCAAAUUUUGAAUAAAGACUAGACCCAUAGUAUAACACCUACAAGUCUAGAAGUUAGGAAUAAUAAAUGGAUAGCUUCGAAGACGAACAAGAUGGAAGGGAGAUUAAAAUUACGAGACGAUGAUAAUCUAUUAUGAAACAAAUGGUGUGAUUUAUUUGUUUUAAUGCAUAAUACAUUACCCGCGUAAUA